This is a messenger RNA of Nannospalax galili (Upper Galilee mountains blind mole rat), 1234 nucleotides long. RefSeq names its product kelch like family member 1 (gene Klhl1). Gene Ontology annotation, molecular function: protein binding. The transcript is spliced from 5 exons. Gene Ontology annotation, biological process: dendrite development. The annotation marks the transcript as partial. Gene Ontology annotation, cellular component: cytoplasm; neuronal cell body; dendrite. Lineage: Eukaryota; Metazoa; Chordata; Mammalia; Rodentia; Spalacidae. The record is from RefSeq and is a predicted model, not a curated record.
CAUGUCAGGUUCUGGGAGAAAAGACUUCGAUGUGAAGCACAUCCUGCGACUCCGCUGGAAACUAUUCAGCCAUCCCUCCCCGUCCUCAAGCAGCCCAGCGGUGGGCAGCUGCCUGCAACAGGACAGCGGCGGCAGCUUUGAGCACUGGGGACCCAGCCAGAGUCGGCUGCUCAAAAGUCAGGACCGGAGCGGUGUGAGCACUUUCUGGAAAAAACCUUCCUCUUCUUCCCCGUCUUCAUCAUCGUCCUCCUCGUCCUCUUCGUCCUCUUCCUUCAGUCCACUGAAUGGCACCUUGCUACCAGUUGCCACCAGGCUGCAGCAAGGGGUUCCUGGGCAGGGCACCCAGCAGCCAGCCAGAACUCUUUUCUACGUGGAGUCUCUAGAGGAGGAGGUGGUAACAGGCAUGGACUUCCCUGGACCAAACAACAAAGGGUUAGUACUGCAGGAGCUCCAAGUCGAGUCAGCCAGCUCCAUCCAGGCAACAGGUGAAGGAUGUGGACACAGGUUGUCGGGUACCAGCCAUUCACUGACACCUCAAAGUGAUUUGGAUUCCAGUAGUUCUGAAGAAUUCUACCAAGCUGUCCACCAUGCUGAGCAAACAUUUAGGAAGAUGGAGAGUUACUUAAAGCAACAGCAGCUCUGCGAUGUUAUCCUAAUUGUUGGGAAUCGAAAGAUACCUGCACAUAGGCUUGUUCUGAGUUCUGUCUCUGACUAUUUUGCGGCUAUGUUUACAAGUGAUGUUUGUGAAGCCAAGCAAGAGGAGAUCAAGAUGGAAGGCAUAGACCCGAAUGCUCUUUGGGAUCUUGUUCAAUUUGCAUAUACAGGGUGCUUGGAAUUAAAGGAAGAUACUAUUGAAAACCUUCUUGCAGCUGCUUGCCUUCUUCAGCUUCCUCAAGUAGUAGAAGUGUGCUGCCACUUCCUCAGGAAGCUUCUGCAUCCAUCCAACUGUUUAGGAAUCCGGGCAUUUGCAGAUGCUCAAGGGUGCAUUGAAUUAAUGAAAGUGGCCCACAGCUACACAAUGGAAAAUAUAAUGGAAGUUAUCAGAAAUCAAGAAUUUUUACUCCUUCCUGCUGAGGAGCUCCAUAAACUAUUGGCCAGUGAUGAUGUCAAUGUUCCUGAUGAAGAGACCAUCUUUCAUGCAUUAAUGAUGUGGGUGAAGUAUGACAUGCAGCGGAGAUGCAGUGACUUGAGUAUGCUCCUUGCCUUUAUACGACUUCCUCUUCUCCCGCCACAG